Messenger RNA from Pundamilia nyererei, 1369 nucleotides. RefSeq names its product B-cell receptor CD22-like. Lineage: Eukaryota; Metazoa; Chordata; Actinopteri; Cichliformes; Cichlidae. The annotation marks the transcript as partial. The record is from RefSeq and is a predicted model, not a curated record. The transcript is spliced from 6 exons.
GACUCUGGAGAGUAUUACUGUACAGCUCAGAACAAAGUGGGGAGGAAGAAAUCUGAAUAUACCUCCAUUGAUGUCAAAUACAACCCAAAGUCUCCCUCUGUGUCAGUGAGUCCGUCUGGUGAAAUCACAGAGGGCACUGCAGUGACUCUGACCUGUAGCAGUGAAGCUAACCCAGCAGCUACGUUUGUCUGGUACAAGAAGAACAGCCAAGCACUCAGCAAAAACCCACAGCUCAUCUUCAGCUCCAUCCAGUCCUCUGACUCUGGAGAGUAUUACUGCAGAGCUGUGAACAAGCUGGGGUCAACACUUAAAUCCAUCACUAUUGAUGUGAAAUAUGCUCCAAAGCCUCCCUCUGUGUCAGUGAGUUCUCCUGGUGAAAUCACAGAGGGCACUUCAGUGACUCUGACCUGUAGCAGCGAUGCUAACCCAGCAGCUACGUAUGUCUGGUACAAGCUGAACAAUCAAACACCUGUCAGUACAGAUUCACAGCUCUCCUUCAGCUCCAUCCAGCCUGCUGACUCUGGAGAGUAUUACUGUACAGCUGAGAACAGGCUGGGAACAUCAACACCUACAAACAUUUCUGUUGAUGUGAAAUAUGCUCCAAAGCCUCCCUCUGUGUCAGUGCGUCCCUCUGGUGAAAUCAAAGAGGGCACUUCAGUCACUCUGACCUGUAGCAGUGAUGCUAACCCAGCAGCUACGUUUGUCUGGUACAAGACAAAUGGAAGGAUACCUCUCAGUAAAGAACCACAGCUUGUCUUCAGAUCCAUCCAGCCCUCUGACUCUGGACAGUAUUACUGUAUAGCUGCUAAUACAGUGGGGACGACAUCUGAAUAUGUUUCUAUUAAUGUGAACUAUGCUCCAAAGUUUGUGUCAGUGAUGGUGAGCCCUUCUAAUGAAUUCAGGGAGGGCGGAUCAGUGACUCUGAUCUGUAGCAGUGAUGCUAAUCCAGCAGCUCAAUACUCCUGGUACAAGAAGAAUGGACAAAAGCCUCUCAGUAGUGAACAGCAGCUCUCCUUCAGCUCCAUUCAGCCCUCUGACUCUGGAGAGUAUUACUGUACAGUUCAGAACAAAGUGGGGAGGAAGAAAUCUGAAUAUACCUCCAUUGAUGUCAAAUAUGAUCCAAAGCCUCCCUCUGUGUCAGUGAGUCCGUCUGGUGAAAUCACAGAGGGCACUGCAGUGACUCUGACCUGUAGCAGUGAUGCUAACCCAGCAGCUACGUUUGUCUGGUACAAGAGGAACAGCCAAGCACUCAGCAAAAACCCACAGCUCAUCUUCAACUCCAUCCAGUCCUCUGACUCUGGAGAGUAUUACUGUAGAGCUGUGAACAAGCUGGGGUCAACACUUAAACCCAUCACUAUUGUUGUGAAAU